Messenger RNA from Oreochromis niloticus (Nile tilapia), 4749 nucleotides. It is a transcript of the gene tmem91, whose product is annotated as transmembrane protein 91. Bases 1718 to 2458 code for a protein of 246 amino acids. Gene Ontology annotation, cellular component: membrane; intracellular membrane-bounded organelle. The transcript has 4 exons. Lineage: Eukaryota; Metazoa; Chordata; Actinopteri; Cichliformes; Cichlidae. The record is from RefSeq and is a predicted model, not a curated record.
GACAAUAAGGAGAGGGAGAAGACAGAGGGGGUGGAGGAGCAGAAGAGAGAGAGAAGAAGAUGCUUCAAUGUGGAAAGUCAGAGAAAAGCUGAGUGUGGCAGAAGAAAGUUGACGUGGUGUAACUGCAGCAAGGCCCUUCUUAUCUCCGUGCGAGGGGAGAGAUUGAGCGGGAUGCGAGAGGAAAUGUAUUGGGAAAACGGGAGCCUUUGACUAAGCAUGCACGUUUAAUGCUGCCAGGUUGCACAGGUGUAUUAACAGCUACAUCCACAUGCAUUCACAGCCGCAUAGGAACCGCUGAUGGGAUACUGACAAGUUUGACUGUAACUCCGCGCACACGUCCCACUCCCACACAAACACGAGUGCUCGUAUUUAGCUAUACGCUGAAAUGUACACGCUUUCUGCACCCUCCCACGUGAAAAGGCGAGCAGAACAGCGCAGGAUCCCUGUGUAACAGCAUCCAGCCCUGUGGACUUGUUAAAACUGGGACACUGGAUUCCACCGGGACUCACCUCGAGGACAGGACGCAGUUUCCGACGUUAAGACAUCAACGUCCUCACUGGCGAUCUGGAUAGAGAGAUUCCUCGUCCUUAUCUAUCCUGAAUGAAACCCUCUUAAGGUGGAUGCUAAGCAUUAAAAUUGCAUGUCCCAGUGGAGAGCUGCCAUACCAAGUAGCCAACCCGCAGCAAUAAAUCAACACUAGAGGACUUUUAUUUCUUCAUUAUCGCUUCCUGCAGCAACAACAAAGGAACAGGCAUGUUCACAGGCCUGUUGACCUGCGGAUGUGCGCCAUAGGAUUCUAUUUUUGGAGCCUCAUUGCUUUUACAGAUUAACUGCCCUCAAAUAUGGCCCCAAUCCGUUUGUUGCUCCACUAGUUUGACUGCUGCCGGAGGUUGUGUAUAUUCAUGCUUCAGAACGCCCCACUGUGUGACAGUUUAGUCAUCUGAAGGGGCAUUGCCAUUUACUUCUUUUUGAAAGCAGUUUCAGUCCACUUUUUUCACACCCUUCAAAGGAACAAACACUUUGCUGUAUGUAAUGUAAUGAAAGCUUUUAAGUUAUUCUUGUCAACUCCUAACUAAUUGCCCUCUUUCAUUGUGUAACUGAGGAAAGAUUGACAUCUGAAGCUUUUACACCAUUGCCAAGUCAGUGUGCUUAGAUUAGUGCUUCAUAUUUUAUUGAAAGAGUUUUUCAAUCACACUACAAUCACACUGAAUUUCCAUUGCACGUUAUUUUCAUUAACCUGUCUAGGACUAAUCGAGAUCUUUCAUCGUCGGAUUUGAGAUUUUCAUAGUGCGUGAACGCAAAAGUAGCUACCGUUAGCAAAUACAAACUGACUCGGUCAUGUGAAAUGGAAGACACAGGCCAAAGCCUGAACCAUCAAGUCCUUAAAGAAUUGUUUAUGACAUGUGAAGAGAGGACAUUUUUGAAUUAUCCAGCGUCACUCCAGCUGAACAUUUCACAGGACAAAGCUACCACUGCUUGUUUCACUCUGACAUAAAUCUGGCAUGCUUUGUUGGCCCCAGGGCCAAGCCCUAUAACAAGAGAAAAAUUAAAGAAUAGGAUUAAAGAUGGAUUAUCACUGAAAUACUAAAGCCAGCAAAGCAGCUGCCUUUGCAUACUGUAAGCCCAUUGGACUCUCUUCAGGGAGAAGCUCUGCAGACCGAUUUGUAGAUUGCAUUUGGUUGUUGAUGUGGUCACCUAUUGGGUGGCUGGUAUUAAAAUGAUGGAGAAUCUAGAUGAGCUGGAGCACCCUCUUCUGGGAGAAAGUGCCAAUAACAACUGGGGACCAGGGCCGGGGCUGGGACCUGGAACUGGACAGGCCCCAGGUGGGCUGUUCAAGGGAAUCUUGGUUAAGUGUGAGGAGGACAGGGCCUACCCUCCAUUAGCAUGGAGGGGCUAUUGUGGACAUCCCCCUGAGCUUCAGCAACAGCAACUACUGGAUCCUUGCUCCUUACCACGCACACUGGAGUCCUUUUACCCAGCAGCCCCCAUUUGGGGCCAUACAGAUGCCCUGCUCAACAAAGACUACUUGGAGACCACGUUUGUGGAUAUUCGGCCAGGCUCAACACUGGAGAGGAAGCUGCUGGCUGAGACGCAAGACUUCCACAGUGCAUCCUACAGCAUGGACGAUGAGGAUGACCUGCUCCCUGACUCUGAUGACUCAUCCAUCGAUGAUUUUAGUGAUACAGACAGUGAGAACAACUUCCCUCUGAUGAUCCCUCAGGACUACCUGGGUCUGGCCUUUUUCUCCAUGCUCUGCUGCUUCUGGCCCCUGGGCAUCGCUGCCUUCUAUCUUUCACAGAAGACCAACAAGGCAUCGGCUCAGGGGGAUUUUCAGGGGGCCAACGCAGCGUCUCGCCAGGCUCUCUGGCUCUCGGUGCUCUCCAUCGUGUUUGGAAUCAUAACGUACAUCUGUGCCAUCGCUGCGUUGAUUUCCUACCUGUCUGCAAAACCACCAUAAAAGCAACUCUUUCACACGGACACGCAUACAAAAGACUGACCUCUCACAUAUUUCAUGAAGAUCAACACAUGCCAACAUAUCACCGUUAAAUGUCAAAUAAUCACAGUGUUUGUCUGUCGACUUGUCUGAACUCAUGUUUCAUCUACACCAAGCUGAAAAGCUGCGAGGUGGGACACUGAAAACAGAAGCUGGGAGCUGGUGUGUCGUUUAUAAUCGCUUUGGGAUUAUAAAAAGAAAAAUCAGCUCAAAGGAUGUUCUGAGCACAUGAAGAAAAAUCAUUGAAAAAGCAGUCUGUUACUUGUUUAGUGAUUUGAAGACUUAAGUUACCUUCUGUUAAAUCUGUGCUGUAGUUGUCAUCAUAUGUGAAGCAUUACUGAAGUAAAAAAAAAGAAAAGAAAAACAGAAAUUCACAUUUUUCCACAGCACUGUAGAUAUCAGCGUUACAAACAAUGGAUGAAUAAUAAGAAGCAGAGGGGAUAUGUGUCAUUGUCUGGCUGGGAGGAGCUAAGUGGAGGGCAGUAUACGAUUAGAUGGAGUCUGCAGAUUUAUGAGAGGUCACAGCAAGGACGUGGCAGCAGAUAAAUCCCAAUGGACACUGUGGGAGGGCCUGAGCCAGCACUGUCACUUGAGGGGUGAAAGCUGGUGAUGAUGUUUUAAAGCAUACGAUGAGCCAGAAGCAAUAGUCCUCGGGAGAGCCCAGAGUUCCUCGCUGACGUGAGGGACCCCCGAGGGAAAUACUACACGUGAACAUCGAUAAGCUCAUCCUGGUUUCACACUGCUUCAGUCACUGUUUACUGACAGAAAGGACUGCCUCUGCUUUGUUUAUACCAAGCUGAAUCAUUAUCUUCAUGUUGAAAUACACAAAACACUAAAUAACUAACGCACAGAGUGUAGUUGCUGGUAUAAGAAUAUACGUUCACGACUUUUAAAAUUAAAUGCAAAACUCUGAGGUAGAAAAUGGACUCAAGAUAUAGACAUUAAAUUUUAUCCUCUAUAUAUACACAGGGUUAAGAAACCAUAAUAUAUACAGCGGAGUGAAGAGCUGGAAAAAGUGCCAAAAAUAUAGAAGAAACUCUGAGGAUGAUCCUUUUAUCAGCUAUUCCAUUAUUAGAAGCAGCCAGGCUGUUCACACCCUGCUCCUCAAAUAUAGAUUCUGCUAUUUUCUCCACCAAAAAUAGAACUGACAUCUUCAGGAGCUUGCUUCUAGCAGUAUGACUGACUUUUAAAAAGAAAAAGUCUACUCAAAACCUAUGUUCAAAAACACACAAACGCUUUAUUUAAAUGGGCCAAAAAAAGUUGCAAAAGUUGUGAUGCAUGUGUCAAUAACAUCCCACGUUUGGUCAUAAGAAAACCCUGCAUGGUGAGCUUGUUGGUUUCCUGCUGCAAACUUUGUUUCCUUCAAUUGGAUCAAUAGUGUUGCAAAAAGAGCUUGGAUUGACUGGAAAAGCUCUGAGCCUUUGACUACAUAGUAAAUGGGGGGGUAUCCAAGUAAAUGUAAAGAAAUGACUAAGGUGAAAGCUGACAUUUUCUAUUUAGAUAAACAGUUUUAUAGAGUACACAGCUCAAGUACAUAUAAAAUACUAUGUUUACUGCAAUCCCAGUGUUGUAUGAAAGCUGAUAAUAGAUCACUUUUAACUGAUUUUAGUAGACAAACCUCUGGUAUCUCCGUGUCUUGCCCUUGUCAGCUCUCUCAUUGUCGAUGCACUGUGAUUCAGCUGCUCACAACAAUUCUGACAAUCCUGAACUACCGUCUGUCUCCACUGUACCCUCAUUUUAAUAGAAGAAAAAACAAACCACAACUUGUUGUUACAGCUGAGUUACGUCAAUUAUUGAUUUAUAUGGAGGCAUUUAACGUGGAUUGCUCCGAACGAUGAGGCUGUCAUGCGACAGGCUCUGCUCAGGUUUGACUCGCUUUGCGUCACUCGUAGGGAUAGUAAGCGGACACAGUGAACAAGUCGUGCGAGUCGAUGAAGUUCAAAGGUUGCAGCAAAUGGAUUUAUUACUACAAGAAAUAUUCAGGGUUUUUCUUUUCCCCAGGUCACAUCCUUGUAUUAAAUGUAUAUAUUAAAGUGAAAGAAAAUCAGCAAAUCCCAAUAAAUGCACUUGUUUGACAUUCAUCUUUCCUCCUUUCAUUUCUGAUUUCUCACAAAUGUGCUCAUAUAAGCCUUCCCACCAUAAAGCACAGCUGACUACAACUGAAGUGAAGAAAUUGUAGCCCACAGGGGUUUCUAAAUAUUUUAUUACAACAUCAGUGUUUGCAUGCAUUGUUAAAAUAAUAAUAAAAAAAAAAA